AUGUUAUCCGUCAUUGCAACCCCCUUCUGCCGACUCAUUGAUGCAAGAUUCGUAUUCUCGAUCGCAGCUACUUCGGUGUUGAUCACCAAAUGCCUCCACAUACACGUCCAUUUACAGGCUCUCACGUCGACCGAACUCUCCAAGUGGUCACUCAGUUUCUUUGCACAAGACACAGCGAUUUUGCUUUUGCUGAGGCUACUUCUUGAUUCAGAGCCAGUCACCCGCACUACCGGCCGCAGGGUUCGCAUUCUGUCAUUCACCAUUGCUUCAAUUAUCACGUCGAUACAACUAGCAAUUGCAACGAUCAACACGACUUUUUUCCUCGUGAUUGGGUCAGAGCCUCGUUGGAGAAAUGUCGGCAUAGUCGCAGAUUCCUCAUCGUGGUCGACAUUUGCCGAGGGCCUCCCAACCUGCCUGAUAACAUUCGCAGGCCUCGUAUUUACAUCAUUUGUGCUUAUGGGUAUCCCUUAUUUCCUCGCAAGCAUAGCACUCGAUGUGAUCAAGACUCUUGCAGCCGCGAUUUUUAGUAGGUUGAAAAGUUGUGGUCGUGUUUCAGCCAGCUCAAAAUAUGGAAAACUGGCUCGAGAUGAGGAAGAGCUCUACGAGUUGGAGCACAAGGACACUAUGCAAAGGCCUAGAAAACAAAAAAGUCGGCUUUCCUGGCUCUUGUCUAUUACGACCGGCGUAUUUCUCAUGGCGCAGGCUAUUACGUUUAUUUUGAGGCCCAAUGAACACGCCUUCGUCUUUUUAUCGUGGACUUCGAUUGCCCUUCCCAUCGCCGACAUUCUCAGCACCAACUCACCGCUGACACUGUUACUACCGGUAUAUGAUCUCGAUCUAACGGAGAAAUGGGAUGGGAAAACGGCGCUGGGAGAACCCAGUCGAUGGGCUUGGCUGCCAAACACUGACGACGCUCCGUCGGGUUUCAGUGACUGGUAUGAGCCGGAACAAACACACUAUAGCUCGGCUUUGGACCCAUUAAACCAAACCAACUUUGAGGGUGAUCUGCUUCCCUCCCUACGUGGGAAGCUCAGUGACGUUAAUAUCCGACAUGUUGUGAUUAUUCUACUAGAAAGCACCCGCCAGGAUGUAUUCCCCUUUAAGAAGGAUGGGUAUAUGUGGAAGAAGCUAGAGGAAACUUGGGACGACCAAACAAUACCAAGCGACGUCCAAGAGCGACUUGCAACUCUCACAAAAACCGCCAACUAUAUUACGGGCGACUAUAACGACGGCUUUGACCAUCCUGAGACGAGGCGCCGUGGUGGUAUCCAUGCGAUCCACGGCACCCCGUCUGCGACAUACACACUGAAAAGUUGUGCGGGAACACUUUGUGGCAUCAGCCCACUAGCAGUUGAUGGCAAUCAGGAAUAUUAUAGCCAUAUUUACCAGCCAUGUCUCCCACACAUCUUCAAGCUCUUCAACGACAUGGACCACACCUCGGCCCACAGCCCUGUAAAUAGACCGUAUACUGCAUACAGUUGGAACAACUCUUUCCUCAUGUCAGUGACUGGCCAAUUUGACAGCCAGUAUGAGUUGAUGGAGGGCAUCGGCUACACAGACGAUGAGCUUAUCGACGUGGAAUACUUGGAGAGUGACAGAGCCAUUUUCCCUCCCCCCAACCGGUCAUAUGUGAACUACAUGGGCUGGGAAGAGGAAGCUCUGGACGAGUAUAUCGUUGACGCAUUUAGAUCAGCAAGGGAGAAUAACACACGACUGUUUCUCACUCACCUCACUAGCACGGCACACUACCCAUACGAAAUUCCCGAGACCGCAACAUACGUUGCCCUUACACCAGAGGGUAGUGGUAAUUGGGCGUAUGACAUGUCCAUGUAUCUCAACGCUGUGGGCUACGUCGACCGCUGGGUUGGUAGAGUCCUGGAUAUCAUCGAAGAGCAAGAUGCCACCAACGAAACACUCGUCGUAUUUGUCGGCGAUCACGGUGUCCCCCUAGCAGAGACGGGCGGAAUUUCACCAUGGGGAGUCCCAAACAUUGGAGGGUUCCGGGUGCCCCUCGCCUUCUCUCACCCCAAUUUACCCACCAUUGAGAUCCAGGAGUCGGUCACGGCCAUAUCUGUCGUACCAACUAUACUGGAUUUGCUCAUCGAAACCGGCUCACUCUCGUCGUCGGAACUGCAGGCCGCGCACGAUCUUCUGCGAAACUACGAAGGCCAGUCACUUAUCCGAUCACUCAAGGCGCCGGACAUCGCUUCAGAACAGCGAUGGCAGUUCACAGCUGUAAGCCCUGGUGGUCAAGGAGUCUCGGUGCGUAGCAUGGAUGAGCCUCGCUGGCGCUUAGUAGUUCCUCUAAUUGAAGACUUGGAGUGGUGGUUCAGUGAUCUUGAUAAGGAUCCACAUGAGGAGGAUCCUACCGGAUCCUUUGGCUUUGCGAAACUAUUACAAACUGUGGAAGAGAAGCAUGGUAUAGAGGCCGCCAAGUGGGCUGAAGAAGCGGCCUUUGUGACACGGUGGUGGGUGACAGAAAACCACGAGAGAUGGCGGUAUAAUCCUGAAUAG
This is a messenger RNA of Metarhizium brunneum ARSEF 3297, 2514 nucleotides long. RefSeq lists its product as uncharacterized. Gene Ontology annotation, molecular function: arylsulfatase activity. The record is from RefSeq and is a predicted model, not a curated record. NCBI's taxonomy places the organism in Eukaryota, Fungi, Ascomycota, Sordariomycetes, Hypocreales, Clavicipitaceae.